UAACACCAAAGCGAUAUAAUUUCUACUCCUUUUUUUUUUUUUUUUUUUUUGUACCGGUAACGAUGAAGCUAGCGGACAUUAAGAAGCUUAAAGUGGCCGAGCUGCGUUCGAGACUGAAUCAAUCCGGUUUGGACAGCAGGGGACUGAAGACAGAUCUGGUGGAGCGGUUGUGGUCUUUACUGGAUGACGGCGGCCAAAAAGGAAACGCACACGAGCAAGACGUUCAACGACAAGUGCCAGCCUCUUCCCUGGCAGUGCCAGCCAGUACCAGCCAGACCCCGGACAUGGUUGUGGAACUUGUGGCCUCCUCUUCCUCCCUACUUCGGUCCUCUUCCCCGGCGGAGCCAGUCGGUGUCAACCCGGCAGACCGGACCCGAGAGUUCUCCGACUCCGCCACCCAGACGGAGGCUGUAGACGUCUCUGGGUGUCUGUUACCCGAUGCUGGUGAAUGUCAAGCCGAGAAUAACGAGCUGGAGCAGCCGGCGGCGGAGGAGGAGCGAGGUCGAGCAUUCUACGAGUUCAAAGAGGAGAUACGAUAUAAAAGAGCCAAACCACCACAAGCUCCGGAGAGAGAGGAGACAGAAGAAGAAGAUGGAGACACAAUCAUACUGAAUUCAUACGACAGUCACCUGCACUUCCAGGUGGACUCGGACGGCGCCUGCGGCCAACCACGAUUCUGGGAUAGAUUUCCCCUGCUGUGGUCCGGAGGCAGGCUCACCCACGGGGUGUCACAAGGCAGGGUGGGCUUCGAGGUGAGGCUAGAGAAGAGGUUGUCGAGCUCUCAGCCGGACGGCCUGGAAAACGAACAGUCCCACGGGGUGCGCGUAGGCUGGUCCUCGGCUCAAACGUCCCUGCUGCUGGGUGAAAAAGAGUUUUCUUUCGCAUAUGAUGGACGUGCUACAAAGGUGACAUGUGGAAGAGAAGAAGAAUUUGGGGAGCCAUUUGGGGGAGGAGACAUCAUCGGCUGUUAUGCCUCUUUCUCCACGGACGGCGGCGUUCAGCUCUCCUUCCACAAAAAUGGCCGUUUUCUGGGCGUGGCCUUUUCUCUGGAGGCGUCUGAGCUUGGAGGCCGUGCUCUGUUCCCUCACGUGCUCUGUAAGAGUUGUGCAGUUCGCUUCCUCUUGGACGCCACGACUCCUCCCUGGUACCCCCUUCCUCCGGGCUUCACCCCACUGCCAGCGCUCCCUGCUAGGCUGAGACGUCGCAACACGUCUGAGCCGAGCUCCAGAGCGCAGAGUGAGAUGUUGUUGAUGGUGGGUCUCCCCGGUUCGGGUAAGAGCCACUGGGCCAGAGCUCACAUACAGCAGCAUUCGGAGAAAAACUACAAGCUGCUGGGCACCGAGGAGCUGCUCUCAUGCAUGAUGAGCGGGGGUGCGAGGGAGCGCCGACUGCAGCAGGCCGCCCAUUGUCUGACUGAGUUAAUCAAAAUCGCUGCUCACACGCCAGGCAACUACAUUUUGGACCAGUGCAACAUCCUCUUCUCUGCACAGCGUUACAAGCUGCAGCUGUUCUCCGGGUUCGGGCGACGUGUGGCGGUGGUGCUUUUCCCCUCGGCGGACGAGUGGAAAAGACGUCUGUCAGAGCGCCAAAAGGACGGCGAGAGCAUUCCCGAGACAGCCUUGCUCAAACUCCAAGUCAGCUGCAGUCUACCCGAACAGCUCGCCGGUGUUUUGGACGAGCUCCACUACGUGGAGCUGGAGCAGGAAGCAGCGCUGGCGCUACUGCGGGAGUACAAAGACGAGGCCCGACGACUGCUGCCGCCUGUUACCCAACCGGAGAAACUGAAGAAAUAUCAGCGGAAGAAAAGACCUCACCCACAUGGGCCUCCUCCACCACCUCACUGGACCAGGGGAAGUGGGUUGAACAGCUGGAAUAACAUGCAGUCUUGGAGCCAGCAUGUAUGUACAGAUUAUUUUAACAUGACCAGAUUUAAGAGUAUGCAGUCAGAACUGAUUAUACUGUAUGCCGUUUUACGUUUCAGUGGAAUGCGCCAUAUCAUGACCAAGCCGUGUAUUACUGCAGCGGCUACGAGGCCUACUGAUGAAGAAAUGGACAUGACAGGAUAGCUAAUGGCUUCACGAUCUGGAAAAGCAACACAGCUCCCUUGGCAGAAGGACACAGCUCCGACCACAGUGGACUGCUUCUGUCCAGCUGCAAUGUUUCCUGUUUGAAACGUUCAAACAUUUUAAAAUAUGCAUUUUUUUGCACUUUUUAUUUUUUUAAAGCAAGACUUUCUCACCGCUCGACUGAGGAACACUAUGUCCGUAGACUCGUCUGCCUCUGCUCCUCCUUUCCAGUACAACUCUCGGACUUCAUCAGAUGACAGUGAACAACUGAGGAGAGAAAGACAAAUGAUAUAUGGUUUCACUGAUUUUAGGGAUGCCCAGAUCACAUUUUUUCGCACCAGAGUCAGUGUCUUAGAUUUUAAGAAUCUGGUCAAACCCGCUAGUCAAAAAAUCAUUCACACUUGUUCAACUUCUAUUUGAAGUUUAAGUAGUUUGAAUGCGUCACAAUUGCUAACCCGUGUGUCACUCUCUCAACUCUUUGACGUAGCCGUUUAGCGAGGCAGCUUCAUAUCAGGCUUUGCAGACUAAUCAUCUUUCGACUUGCCCUGGGUGUCUCCUGUCCGUGUAAGCAAAACGUUUUCACAGCUCUCCUAGUUCUUAGAAAAAGUCUUUCACGCUCAUUUUCUUCAAAAAAGGUGCCGCUCACUAAUCGCUCUCCCUCUGAGUGCAGGAGAGCAUGCAGACUGUGUAGCUCUGUUAUUGUCACUCUUACUAUACCGGUACUAAAAACAAAAAAUGAAAUCUUACAUUGUGUAAUAUGAAAUUAACCUACUACUGUUCCAUUUGGUAAGCUUUUUGUACCUGUUAUUUUUUCACUUUAUGACCUUUACAAUUUCAGAAAAUAAAUAAAACUGAUCUUUUUCACCCGAUCAGCUGAAAAUUAGAUGUUUCUGCAUAGUGUUCGGUGAUAUGGCCAAAAUUUAAAUCCCAAUAUAGGUACUUUAAUAUCCUGAUAACGAUAAAAGCCCAAUAGUCAUUCCCCCCCCCUUAAAAUUACAUGAAAUUCAUGGCACUCUUUUAAGCUCUUCUCGAUUUUUUUUCAUAAAUUUUAUAAUGGGGGAAAAAAACAAAUGUAUAAAAGAUCAAUAAAAUAAAUAUCCAGUAGAAAAAUCGGAAUGUUCACAGAUGUGUACAUUGUAAUGUACAAUGGUUUUGUUUUUGUUUUUUUACAUCCAUGCUCCUCCACCAGUGCCAUAAACGAACAUUUAUGGAUGAUAUAAUAGCAUUUCUGUAGUUAUAUUAAACAUUUCAUACAGUGUUAGUGUAGCGUGUUGAAAAUCACUCAUCACACAAGAACUCAGGACCUCUUACCUUGGGCCGCAUAUGAGGGUAGUCGUAAUCUUACGAGAAUAAAGUUAUAUUUUUCCAAGUUGUUAUAUUAUUCAGACAAUUAUGACAUCCCGCUUCCCUCGAAUAAGAGUAUACCUGAUGUAGAAUUCAGCACUUGGUCUUCCGGCACUCGUGUGAUUCAAGGCCACGCCCAUCAGCAGUGGCUCACCGAGGGAACUCAGAGGAACGUUUACCUAGAGACAAAUGCUUGUGAUUAAAAUAAUGUUACACAAUUAGGGCUGCACGAUAUUAGGAAGAUAUGCGAUACAGGUGUUGAAUAUUCCAAUAUCGAUGUUAUUGCGAUAUUUAACAGGCCCGAAAAUAAAUAUUUUAUUAUCUAAUGGAAGGAAAGUCACACGCAAAACAAUGUGACAAUUAUUUUGCUCAUGUUGUCUGUUUCUUAACAGGAAUUAAACUCGCUUGUCACUUUAUUUUUUAUUAUUAUUAUAAUUUUUUUUAAAUUGUCACUCGAGGGGUCGGACAACUCGCUAAAUAGAACAACCAAAUCGCCUCUACAAGCCAAAGUCCCACAGUUUUGGACUACAAAAAAAAAAAAAAAAAAAAAGACCCACUUCGUCUCUAAUCUCAGCACAAACAGACGAGAAAAGCUCAGCGAUGACGGCCUCCGAACUCUUCUGCAGGAGGUCCAUGUCGAUUUUUGCCUCACCAAGACGCUCGCACACAACCUGUGGAUGACCAAAAUGCCAUCAUGACCACAACGCUGCAAAAACUGGGCUUAAAAAAACACUCAUACAAUGAGGACUAUACAGUUUUCCCACACACAUUGUAUUUUUUUAGGCGAUCUUUUAACUGUACAGUGUGCCGUAAUGCCUUAGCAUAUGUGGGAGGAGAGCAGUGGAUGCCGUCGCACUUUUCAGCCAUUUAAUGAAUGCCGGUAAAACAAAAACACAUUGAGCACAUUCACUCAUGAGCUGCUGUUGGCCACGACUCACACCCAGCCAUUCACACACUGACUCACCAACAUCACCAGGCCCCGCCUCCCAAAGGCACAUGCACGUACACAUACAUAUAUUACUUUCUAUACAUUUUAUGCUUGCAAUUUGUUUUUUUUGUGUUCCAAUAAAUUAACAAUGCUUAAGUGUUUCAGUAGGUUUGUGUGUUUGAAGCAUCUGUGACCAUCUUAAAAAGAAUAGUUUUAACCCCCACACACAAAUGUAUUGGCACACUUUUUCACUUAUUGUUCUCCAGUAAGAUGCAAAGCAUGCUUUCUUCAAGCUGUUUGUCACUCCAGUUGACUGACAU
Molecule: messenger RNA, 4658 nt
Organism: Phycodurus eques (leafy seadragon)
Lineage: Eukaryota; Metazoa; Chordata; Actinopteri; Syngnathiformes; Syngnathidae
Product: heterogeneous nuclear ribonucleoprotein U-like protein 2
Exons: 12
Coding region: 63-2066 (667 amino acids)
Cellular component (GO): membrane
Molecular function (GO): protein binding
Source: RefSeq, a predicted model, not a curated record